CAAAAACACGAGCCUGCUUGUGAACGCGAGUGGAUGCGCUCAAAUUGUCCAAAGGAGAAAAAAAACGCAGCCGCACCAGGUCCUUUCAUUCAAGGCCACGUCACAGGAUACUACGUUAAAGUCAAAACGUUCGCAGACAUGCUGGCUUUGGGCGCCGAGCGUAGAAUGCGAUGGCGGAUGCGGCAUGAAGAAUUUCUGCAUUCCGUUAGAACAGCCAAGGUUAAUUAUCUAAAGGAACGUGGUGAAAUUGUGCCCGAUGUUAAACCACUGUCACCUACAAUUACCCAGGCGGGUAUGUUACGAAGGAAUGAUUUGUUGCUACCAGGCGUUCAUUUUCGUUUGAUUCAAUGCGAAUUUUGUGAAAGGAAAUUCAACGAGGCCGCGCUGCUCAAGCACAGGGACCAGUGCAGGGAAAAGCAGGCAGCUGCCCAAUCCGAGAAAACGGAGGAACAGAAAGAGGCGAAAUUGCGCUUCCUAAAACGCAUGAGGUACAAUCACAAGUUUAAACUUCAACCUGCCAGCGCGACGUCGGCAGAGGAAGCGGAUAACAAAAGUCCCCAAGAAGACGUCAAUCAAGACAGCGCCACCCCCACGCCCACGCCCACCCCCACCCCCACAGACGCCGGUACUCCCACUGCUGAUCAUGACGAGGACAUCUUGCAGAAAUUAGCAACUGACCUCUGUCUUGGCGCGAAUAGCUGCACGGGGCUCCCGCCAGACUUGCUUGAAUCCAGCGCGCUGAAUAAAUUCAUCCAACAGAACCUCCACAGUCUCCUCGCGCUUGCGCCAAUCCAAGUUAGCAAUUGUAACCGCGCUGAUGGCACCGAGAGUUCAGCCAGCUGUAGAGAGGAAUCGGAGGACGCGAAUCAGCCCUCGUCGCCGUCAGCCAUGUCUUCUUCGCGGUCCUCAAUUUCUGCCUUCCUGGCCAACUCCUUGCCACUGAUCUCCACGUCGUCCCUCGACUCGACCUCCGCUGCCCCCUCUGCGGUCAUAGUGACUGAACAACAGGCCAAACCUAAGCACAAGAGGCACCAACAGAAGCCGCAUCACAAUUUCCUUCCCUUGUCAGCCAGCAGCGAAGCCCCAGCGACAGCAAAAACCUCCUCCCCAUCAAGUCAGUGCAGACGAGCGAAAGCUCUCAAUCCCCCGCCGACGGUGGUAAACAACUUUGUGAAUGAAACAGUCAUUGAGGAGGCCCCAAGGCGGCAUCAAAACAAGAAAGAUCACGGGCACGACAAGAGGCACAAGCACUCGACGGACCAGGUGGGCGAGCUUGCGGUCGGAGUCACGUCGCAAACGCCGCGUCGCAGUGACGGCCACCACCACAGAAGCCACCACAGCAAACGCCAUGAAUCGCAGAAUCCUGUUGACGGUGACCAUGACUCACCGGUUGUGUUCUACAAGUUCCUUCCAAAUGAUGCGGGCUCCGAGAAAGAGCGGCGCCAUUCGCACAAAAGACACCACCUGCACCUGAAAAUACCAAAUUCCAACGAGCCUGAGAGCUCAACAGUGAAGACCUCGCGAGAUGGCUGUGAAAGCAGUCUUUCUUCGGGAACAGCUGUCCAGGAAAGCCGCAGCAUCGAUCGGCACGUGUCAAGCCGAUCAAACUCCACAAACAGCAACAGUCCACGCGAGUCGGAGCCUGCCGAGACGAGUAGAUUAGGUUAUCUUCAAUACUUGCAUUCCUUCGAGCUGGAUAAUCAGAUCAAGUUUUUUUGGCUCAACACUAGCUUGAUGUCUGGGGCUAGGUUACUCGGUCCACGUAAAACAGUACUUGCCGGAUCACUUGAGUUCACUUUCAGAAGUCACCAUAAAAGCAGUCGCCAUCGCCAUAGCCUUCAUGAAUCAACAGCAACACCAAAAUCUAGGUGCGUUCGCAGCUCCCAAAGCCACCGUUCAAAGGGCUGCGCGGCUGCUGACGAGGGUCACAAGGACCCCUCAACGCGAUUCUGUCACAGCUGUGGCAAGAAGUUUGCCCGCAACGACCGCUUCUGUGCCUUCUGUGGAGCCAUGCGGAAAUCCGAGGUCGCGCCGACAAAGCCGACACCGGAUGACACCGCCGCCAUGCGUCCUGGAACAUCAAACUAG
Mesocestoides corti is the source of this 2088-nucleotide messenger RNA. Lineage: Eukaryota; Metazoa; Platyhelminthes; Cestoda; Cyclophyllidea; Mesocestoididae. The record is from the annotation of a GenBank genome assembly.